GUGUUUUUUUUUAAUGCAAGGGUGAAUUGAAAACAUGAAUGUAACGUUAGCUAAAGUUAACACGUACACUAUCUAACGGCACGGCUAUUGCUACCUAGCUGUAAAGUUAUAAUACAGAGCGAGAAACAAAUGAACCGCAGUGACGAAGAGGUGGUAAAAGAACUGUGCUUGGCCAAUGGAGUGUCCUAUGAAAGAGUUGCUGAAGAAGGGAGCAGCGUCAGCUCCCUGGAGAUCUUCUUCUCUGGUUUCCCCCGCAUGGUUGGGCUUUCGUUCUUCCCAAGGCUCUGCCAGUUAAUCGUACUGGGCCAGAACAUAAAACACAUGGAAGGACUUGAGUGCUGUCCUCUGCUUCGGGAGCUCUGGGUAGUCCAGUGCCAUCUGACUGGGAUAUCUGGGCUACAUAAUUGUCUUCUACUAGAGAAACUUUACCUGUAUGAUAAUCAAAUCUGUGAAAUAAAGAAUUUAGAAUUGCAGAUCAACCUAGAAGUCUUGUGGCUCAACAACAACUGCAUUACUCAGAUAAAGGGCUUGAACAUGCUUCAAAACCUCAAAGAACUAAACCUUGCUGACAACAAUAUUGAAAAGAUUGGGCAUGGCCUUGAUCCUAAUAUCAGCCUUCAGAUUCUUAAUCUGGCCGGGAACCAGAUCAGCUCAUUUAAGGACCUGACCCUGCUUGCCCCUUUAACCAAUCUGAGAGAACUAGCGCUGAAGGACUCUACGUCAACCUCAAACCCAGUGUGUCUUCUGUGUAACUACGCCACACACGUUCUUUACCACAUCCCGGGCCUCCAGCGACUUGACACCUAUGAUGUGUUGAGAAAGCAAGUCAAGGAAGCGGCUGAGUCCACAGUAAUGAAGAAAAUGAUGUACUACAACAUGCGUAUACGUACUGCUCAGAGGAACCUGGCAGAGAUGCAGCUCACUCUGAAGGAGAGGAAGAAAACUAUGUUACAGUUACCAGAAGAAUGCAUCAGGACACUCAAUCACGCCCUCAAGAGUCUUGAAGGUGAGCUCUCCAAAGGGCAAGCUAGUUGUGAGUCUGCCUGCACGUUGGGGGACGGUUCAAUGCACCUGGUUGAAGGUUCAAUCGACAGAAGUGACCCAACCAAUGACACCGGUUGCGAUCCAGCCCUGGAGCACAAAAUACUCAACAAGAUUGACGCACUGAGGGAGAGACUGGUGCUUUGGACGAGGAGGCUGGAUGAGGUCGAAGCCUGGUAUGAGCGGAGUUUGACGCAAGCCACACGCAUGAUGGAAUACACUGUCCAGUUUCUAUUGAUGGAGCUGGAAAGUGUUGGAAAUAUCUGUUUGGAGGAGGGCUGCUCCACAGACCCAUGGUUUACUUCCUGUUGCAACCUCCUGCAUUCCCGCUUCUCUCAUUCAGACUUUAAGGUUUACAACAUUGCUGGCAUUACGAUCACUAGAGUAAUGCGCAUACACAACCGUGCUUUAAGGCUGCGCUUUGGGGACAAAUUUCACACCCUUCUUGAAAACGAAGAGUCUGAUACUUCUUCGCAUAGGAAUUACAGACGUCGGCUGGAGCACUUGUUCUACGUAGCUGACCCUGAAAAAGGGAACGAGAGGGAAGACAUUUUGAGCAUUCUAGCUGAAGGCUUCAAAACAACCGAGCAAAAUGAGGCAUCGGAAAGAGAGGGUGCAAUACCUUUAUCCAACAGCCUGAGUUUGGCUGAAGAGCCCAGAAUUGAACACGCACUGCGCUGUGCCAGCCAAGAUGGUUUCAACCACUGUACGGACACAAUACGCUUCAGGCACGGUCAGAUUAUUGUUUCAAAAGUUUUUGUGGGCCACAGCAUGCCUCUCCGAGAGGGCGACCCGCUGGACAGAAGCCUGUAUCCCAGAGCCUACUCUGUUUAUCACAAUGUGGAGGCUAAGCACGGACCUGCGAUAAGUGAAGAGGGACAAAACUCAACAAAAACACAGACGGGUCCUGAGUGCAGUCCCAGACGAAGACAGUGGUUUGUGUUCGACCGUGAGCUUGUCCUGCCUGAGUACAUCAUAUAUUUUGAAUACAUCACCACCAAGGAUCAGGAAAAACAAAAACACAACGGGGGCAUUGGCGAUACAUCCAACGAUGUCAUCUUAGACCGGGAAGUCCUUAACAUGGAACCUUUGCUGAAACCGCAGCCCAGGUUGUUGAGCUUGGAUGACAAAAUUCUGCUUAAUGUCACCCGAGCGAAUGUCCUCAGUCAAAUCACUGUGCUGAACCUUCAUGGCAACAGUCUGAGUAAAAUAAAGGAGAUUUCCCGCCUCACAGCUCUGCGGCGCCUUACCAUCAGCUUCAAUGAGUUCACACACUUGGAUGACAUUUCUCACAUGCCCAACCUUGAGUUUUUGGACGCAAGCUACAAUCGCCUAGUGACCCUGGAAGGGCUGAAGAAGUUGGGACAGCUCAAACUGCUCGACCUGCGCUGGAACCAGCUGACCAAGGCCAGAGAGGAUACAGCUGUGCUGAGAAAACACACCCCUGCUCUGCUGAAGCUCGAUACCCGACAUAACCCUUGGAUCAGGUCUAAAACAGUCCGAAUGACCAUACUCGGCCGUCUAACAUCCCUCACACACCUGGACGGUGCGAUGGUAGCAGAGGAGGAGGCUUCCUAUGCAGUUCUGAUGGCAGCUGGAUCCAAAAUUAACCAGGCAUCUCUUCUGGCUCACUCAAGUACCAACAGUGGUCGACCUCGCAGUCUCAGCCUGCUGUCAACAGCCCAGCUCCUGUGUCCUCUCAGUCCUCCCCCCUUGAGCCUCAGCCGAGAGCUGGAGCUUGACUGGACCGCAAAGAUCACUGUGCUGAACCUUGACAGCCAGAGGAUUUCCAAACUGAUCAAUCUGAAUAAGCUGGUCAACCUUCGCUGGGCUUCCUUCAAUGAUAAUGACAUCACCAAAGUUGAGGGUCUUGACAGCUGUUUGAAGCUGGAGGAGCUUUCCCUCAACAACAACAGCAUUAGCACACUCAAUGGACUAUCAAACCUACAUUGUCUCAGUAAACUGAGUGUAGAUGGAAAUCAGCUGUCUAGUCUGGAGACAGGCUUAGACCGGCUGCCUAACCUGUCCUUUGUUUCCGUGGAGAACAACUGUAUCAGCAGCCUGCGUGGCAUCCACAGAGUCCGCUCCCUUCUUGAGCUCUACAUUGGCAACAACCGAAUCUCUACGUCCCGGGACAUCUACUAUCUGAAGGGAUUGACAAACCUCAUCAUUCUGGAUCUUUAUGGGAAUCCUUUAGCAGAGAAACUGGAAAACUAUCGGAUUUAUGUAGUCUUCCAUCUACCCUCCCUAAAAGCUCUGGAUGGCAUAGCAGUGGAGGUGACUGAGUGUGAAAGUGCAAAGGACAUGUUUGGAGGAAGACUAACCCCUGACAUGAUAGCAGAGAAGCUGGGCCACUCAAACUGCACAGACAUCACCUACCUUACCCUGCAGUCCUGCUCCAUUAGGAUAGUUGAUCUGUCUCCAGUCGACCUGUUCUGUGGCCUGCGCAGUGUCAACUUAGACCACAACAACCUCACCUCUUUUUCUGGCCUCAUUUUCCUGCCCAACAUCAAAGCUCUUUGUCUGAACUACAACCACGUUGAGUCCAUCCUGCCCAGACAGAAGACUCAGGCUUCGCUCACAAACAGACAGAUUCUGUACAGCAAAGUUCACUCCAGUGGUUACGGCCAACACAGCCCAUCCAAAGGCAAAGGGGAAACUGGGGCCACUGUCGGUCUGGAGCCACUGAUGGAGAGCCUGGAGGUGCUGCAUUUGAGUCACAAUGGCAUCUCCAAUAUGGCCAAUCUGCAGCUCAGCAGGCUCACCAAUCUCAAAGCGCUCUUCCUUCAAGAUAACGAGAUCAGCCAGGUGGAAGGAUUGGAGGGCCUUCACCAGCUGAGAGAGCUUGUGUUAGACAGGAAUCGGGUCAAAGUUCUGGCUGCUAACUCUUUCAUAGCCCAGAACGUCCUGCUUGAACUGCACCUAGCAGAGAACCGGAUCCGGGAGCUCAACCAUCUUGAUCCUUUGACUGAGCUCCGCAAGCUCUUUCUUGGCAUGAACAAGUUGCAGGACAUCACAGAGCUUGACAAACUAGAAGUUCUUCCUUCGCUGACUGAGCUCUCUGUUGUUGGAAACCCCGUGACCAAAACCUCUCUCUACAGACCGGAGAUGGUACUUCGCUUGUCCCAGUUGCAAGUCCUGGACGGAGUGAUGGUCACCCUGGAGGAGACGACCAGGGCCGAGCUAACAGCCUUCUCCCAAAGCCCUGGAUCUUCACUUCCUACCACUGAAAUAAGUCUACCUGUGCGGCUACCCAUCAUCCCCCGAAACCCCCCUCUGGGAGGAAUGAAUAGAAGCGGGUCUCUUUAUAACUUGAUGCCGAGUAACGUGGAUGAAGCCCAAUCUCAUUACACAUACCAGCAGAAGAAGCAUAAGCACGGUAAUGCUGUUCGGAGCGGCCAGGCUGAUAUUACAUUUAGACACAUUCGCAGAACAGGAAGCGACCUGCCAACCGCCGGUUCCCUCUAUGAUGGGAGCAGAGGCGUCAUCACCUAUCCCAGCCAGGAGCAGGACAGCAGAUUUCCGAAUGGUGGUAAACCUCCAACUAUGUAGUGGCUAGAAGAGGUGGCUCAUACCUGGAAACAUGAUUGUAUUUUAUUGUAUUCUGAGAAUGGUGUUUUUGUUAGUUUGCCUUCAUUUUUGUGAGCAUCACAAGUGCAAUUAAAUUUUUAGGUAAAACAUGUUUGGGGUUAAAAUAUUAGGUUACAUGUGGUGCAUCCCCCUCACAUGCAUUCAUAAUGACCGUGACCUUGUUUUUUAUCCACAUAUGUGGAUCACUAACCAUGGUAAUCUGAGGAUGAGAGGUUUUGGUUUCAUUUCUACUGCCCCGAACAAGUGAAAAAACACCCACAGAUGUAAGGGCGUGUGACGCUGGCAUGCUGCUUCCAUGGGGUCAGAAGGACCCCCAGCAAGUUGAUAAUCCAGCUUUAACACACCUCUCUGUGGACAAUAAUCUGCAGUCACUCAGAUAAAGUUGUAAUUUUGAAUGAGGUCCAAAUGGAUUUGAGAGCUUGUCAGUUUCAUCAUGUUAGCCUCUUUUCGUAAAGCCCUCCGCCGUUUUGAGUAAUAGGCAAAUCUCGUGUGUUGUAACUGGAAAUGAACCCACUCUAUUUGAUAUUGAUGUUAUUUCUGAUGAACAUGAGAGUAUAAUCCUUCCCGUCUUCUUGACAGUUUAGCCGAGAGUCCUGUAGUUAACAAAAACACCAGUCUGAGCCUUAAAUGAGGAUACAGGCCAUAGGAUGUGUCUAAAACAUGAAUUCUGGGCCCUAUUAACUGAUCUUUGCAUGAUGAAAACCCCCACGUGAAAUUAUUUAGAUCUGUUUCCACCAAAAUACCUACAGUAGCUGCUGUGCAGACUGUCAUCUUUCUCACCAUCUUCUUUUUAGAUUUUAACAAUUGUUUGUAUUUUAUCACAAUGCAUACACAACAUAUUUGCCAACUAUUUUAAGUUGUGUUAAGGACACCCCAGAAGAAUUAACAUGUCUUUGUUUUGAAGAUUUAUUUUGCUCAUUAAUUUAGAUGUAUAGAAACCUAAAUUUGUGCGAGAAAUGUUUGUAUAGAACAAUGAUAUUUAACAAUUUGAACGACAAAAAAGUAAGGAACAAAUGCUGAAAAAAACAAGAUCAAUCCCAUGCAUAUUAAUUUGCACAUACAGAGAGAACCCCCCCCCCCCCCCUCAUCUCCUUUGUAGGAGCAGAAAACACUUUCUGUCAUAUUUAUAUGACCACUAGGUGUCCUUAGAGCUCCGUUUCCUCUCCUUGCACAGCGCCACUAAUCAGUCCUCAAUGUAUUUACCACCUUCCCCAUAGAUGGUAAUUCGUCACCGUUGAGUGUGGUUAUGUGUGGUUACAGUAUGUGUGUAUACUUUAGUUUUGUGUUCCCUGCCUGUGUGGCCUCCGCUGAACAUGCGAGGCCACAACAGUGAAAGCUCUCCCCGAACCAGCUCCUCUAAUGCAUGUACUUAACUUCACUUAAUUUGUGUUAAUUCCCAGCAUUAAGCGGGGGUAAUGACUGUGCAAGUGAGUGCACUGUCAUUACCUUGCUCUGCCUGACAUCAAAUGGCAGCUGAUAAAGGCACAUAUAAAAAAAAAACCUCUAAUGCACAGAUUUGGGAGCUCUGGGAGAGCUCUCAAAUGCAUUAGGUAUUGCAAAGGAUAAUUACACAGUUUAAAUGUAAAGUAUGUGCAGUAAGAAAUAUCAGGGUUUUAAUACAGUUGUAUGUCUAGUGUAAGUUUAUAGUGAGCACACCGCUUCAUACUGUAUGCUUCACUUUGCAUAUCUGUCAGCGUUCUUAACAUUAAAACGACAUUAGCAUAAAGAUUGUGAAUAAUUCAUUAGUCCGGAGUGAAUUCAAAUGCACUGCUCUCUCUAUCUCUCUCUCUCCCCCUCACUUCGCUCCUCCAUGUGAGUAGACCACAUGGUUUGUAGCUGGUUUAAUGGGAUGGAAUGUGACAGGUUAUGUUUUCAUCUGCCUGAUAUGGAGCCCGGCUCGGGAGGGAGGGAACGAGGGGGAGAGAAAGAGAAAGAGAGGGUGGAGAGGGAAAAGUGAGUUGGUCUCCAAAGUUGUGGUGGGGAUUUAUAAUUAGACAUAUUUUGCUUGUUUUGAAUCAGUUAUAGAUGAUGCUCUCCUUUCCACACACACACACACACACACACACAUGUCCACAUAGAAAGAGCACAUGCUCGGUAUGGGGCCAUUACUUCUGGUCCACUAACUCCCUACAUUUGCUGUGUCUGUGCAUCCAGAGCACCAUUAGUCCAAGACUCUGAAUAAUUGCUGAAUGGACCGUGUUUUCACUGCUAUCUACUCAGGUUGCAGUGUUGGUUGAUGUUGUGGGUGAAGUGAAAGGGAUGAGGACCUUGAUUGAUGUUUGAUGCUGGAGAUGAUGCCGCAUCUCGUGCAAUGCUUAUCAAACCAUUAUGCACCGUACAUGCAAUGGAUGAUGAAACUCUCCAAAGCUCCACGUGCAUUACACAUUCAUCAGUUUGUAUUAACUUCAGGGGUUACAAUUACAUCAACAUCAUCGCUUGACUUGGAAUUGCUGUUCAAAAAAUAAAAUGUUUUCUCUGCAUCUGGCUGCGGAUAUAUAGCAAACAAAUUCACGUAAUGAAAAUAUAGAUUAGUUUCUUUUCAAAAGGGGCACAUUAUGUUGCAGAGUUCAUUUUCCAUCACCACAAAUACAUCCUCUAUUCAAAAACAAUCUUGCCAUAUUGCUUCUCUUGAAAUCUCUCAUUGAGUUAUUGUUGUCAAUUGUCACUUUCCUGUAAUGUAUUUUCUGUGAGGCUCCAUGGAAUAAAGCGUGAAUAGUGA
Messenger RNA from Gasterosteus aculeatus aculeatus (three-spined stickleback), 7351 nucleotides. The record is from RefSeq and is a predicted model, not a curated record. NCBI's taxonomy places the organism in Eukaryota, Metazoa, Chordata, Actinopteri, Perciformes, Gasterosteidae.